AUGACUUUCCAGUGGACGGCAGUGGCCGUCUUUCUGUACGGGGAAAUUGGAGUGCUGCUCGUGCUCUGCCUGCCGUUUGUUUCUCCGCUGAGAUGGCAGAAGAUUUUUACAUUUUCUCUAUGGAGCAAAGUGGCAGUUUUUUGGAACAAGAUGUUCCUUACAAUAAUAGUGUUACUGAUCGUCUUGUUUCUUGAUGCUAUUAGAGAAGUUAAGAAGUACUCUGCCAUUCAUGUGAUUGAAAAGGCCGCAAAUAUCAAUACAAAUACCUUUGAUCACACAGAUGAAGCUCUAAAACAAAGAAACCUCUAUAUCUCAGGUUUUUCCUUAUUUCUUUGGCUUGUAUUGAGACGUACUGUUACCCUUCUUACUCAGUUGGCAAAAAGGAUGGCAUCUCACGCAGCUCUGGAAGCACAAGUAAAUGAUGCUACUGAAGCAGCCAAAAAAUAUAUGGCCGAGAAUGAAAGGCUGCAGGAGGCCUUGAGUGAAAAAGGAAGCAGUAAAACUAAAGAGUCAGUGGAAGCAACUAAUGAAAAGCUGAAGAAGGAAAUUGAACAUUUGAAAGUAGAGCUACAGAAGACAUCAAAUGCUCUCCAAAAGGCAAAUAAUGAAGUGUGUGCAGUUAAAAAGCAGUCCGAAGGCCUUAGAAGAGAAUAUGAUCAUCUAAUGAAAGAAUAUGAACAGCUUCAGGACAGUUUGAAUGAAGCAGAAGACAAGAAAGACCUGUAG
Molecule: messenger RNA, 726 nt
Organism: Pterocles gutturalis (yellow-throated sandgrouse)
Lineage: Eukaryota; Metazoa; Chordata; Aves; Pterocliformes; Pteroclidae
Product: B-cell receptor-associated protein 29-like
Biological process (GO): endoplasmic reticulum to Golgi vesicle-mediated transport; intracellular protein transport
Cellular component (GO): endoplasmic reticulum; endoplasmic reticulum membrane
Source: RefSeq, a predicted model, not a curated record